Molecule: messenger RNA, 1549 nt
Organism: Asparagus officinalis (garden asparagus)
Lineage: Eukaryota; Viridiplantae; Streptophyta; Magnoliopsida; Asparagales; Asparagaceae
Product: pectate lyase-like
Exons: 4
Coding region: 69-1406 (445 amino acids)
Molecular function (GO): pectate lyase activity
Source: RefSeq, a predicted model, not a curated record
CCUUUACAAAAAAAAAAAAAUCAAAAAAAAGAAAAAAGAAAAAAGAAAAAAAAGUAGAGAUUUAGAAGAUGGAGUGUUCGAGACCUAUCACCUUGUUGUUUUUAGUCCCAUUUCUCACAUUGGCCUUGGCGUCAAAAUCGGCUCAUAAGGAGACUGAUGAGGAGUAUUGGAAGAGGAGAGAGCAUGAAGCUCAAGUAAUAGCGAAGGCCACUUAUGUUCCAGAUCCUUUCUCUGUCACCAACGCUUUCAAUGCAGCAGUUCGCAAGGACCUAGACAAGAGCAAGAACAAAACAAGAAGGGGCCUCAGCGGCUCUGUGGGAACCAACACCUGCUAUGCCACCAACCCGAUCGACCGCUGCUGGAGAUGCCGAGCAGACUGGGCCGAAAACCGCCAGCGCCUUGCUAACUGUGCAAAGGGUUUCGGCCGCAAGGCCUAUGGUGGGGGCAAGAAGAGCGAGAUCUACGUCGUUACCGAUAGCUCAGACGAGGACAUGGAGAAUCCUAAACCUGGUACGCUCCGGUGGGGAGUCAUCCAAGAAAAGCCAUUGUGGAUCAUAUUUUCUUCAGAUAUGACCAUCGUUCUCAAGCAAGAGCUCAUUGUCACCAGCUGGAAGACCAUCGACGGACGAGGCGCCCGUGUCGAAAUUGCCCACGGCGCAGGUAUAACAAUCCAGUUCGUCUCCAACGUCAUCAUCCACGGGCUCCACAUCCACCACAUUCAAUCAGAAAACGGGGGGAUAAUACGAGACAGUGUCAUCCACGAAGGCCUCAGGACACAGAGCGACGGCGACGGCAUCACCAUCUUCGGGGCGUCCAACGUGUGGAUCGACCACAUGACGAUGUCGCACGGCGCUGAUGGGCUUGUCGACGUGAUCUACGGGUCGACGGGAGUGACUAUAUCCAAUAGCUACUUCACGGAGCACGAUAAGGUGAUUCUUUGCGGAGCCGACAAGAGGCACACCAUGGACGCCUUCAUGCAGGUCACGAUCGCGUUCAACCACUUUGGUCACAAGUGCAAACAAAGGAUGCCCAGAGUGAGGUACGGGUUCGUGCACGUCGUCAACAACGACUACACGGAGUGGGGGAUUUCAGCGAUCGGCGGCAGCGAUCAUCCCACAAUUAUCAGCCAAGGGAACAGAUAUACUGCUAACCCGGACAUUGGUCCUAAAGAGGUGACCCAUAGAGAUUAUGCAGCGGAGUGGGAGUGGAAGAGCUGGAACUGGACGACCGAAGGCGAUGUUUUCAGGAACGGCGCCUUUUUCAGAAAGUCGGGGGUAAGGAGCUCCCUCGAGCUCACGAAGAAUUACUCAAGAUUCGAUGUGUUCAGAGCGAAGCCUGGAACAUUUGUCACCAGGCUCACACGCUUUGUCGGGGCGCUUAGCUGCAAGGUUGGGGAGCCAUGCUAAUGAUAAUGAAGAACAAAUAUAUUGUGUUAUAUGUCAUGAACUUUUUUAUUGUACAUAUGAGUAGAAGGAAACAAAAAAAGAAAAGAAAAGAAGUGAUAUACAUUUAUUGUAUAUAUAAGAUAUGACAGACAUGAUUAUGAGUA